Molecule: messenger RNA, 1348 nt
Organism: Vitis vinifera (wine grape)
Lineage: Eukaryota; Viridiplantae; Streptophyta; Magnoliopsida; Vitales; Vitaceae
Exons: 4
Coding region: 385-1026 (213 amino acids)
Source: RefSeq, a predicted model, not a curated record
GUUUCCUUGCAAAACUCAAAUUAAUGAUUAAGACACCUUGUAUUGUGAAAACAUGAGAUAUUGAGUGUGAUUGUGUGUGCAAUGUCACGAGUUUGUAUGAUUUAACUAUGAUAAUAAUCAAUAAUUUCAUAUUAAUAAAAAGACACAUUACUUAUGCUAUAUUUGAUUUGUAAAGUUUAUCUUUUGAUUCAUGAAAAUUUUGGGAAAAAAAAAUGUAAAGAAAAGAAAACAUAAAAUAAAAAUAAAGAAGAAGAAGAAGAAGAAGAAGAAUAAUGGGAGAAACAUAAAACAUAGAAUUAUAUUCAAUAAACUGCGGAUGGCGAAUUACAAAGUUGAAAAGUGGGGGAAGGGGGAAGGCUGAGUUUUGAGAAGAGAAAAAACAGAAUGGAUUUUCAGUGCUUGAACAGGAGUGUGUGGAAAGAGGCGCUCUCGUCCUAUUCAGCACGCAUAGUCUCUCUCAACAAACCACAACUGGUUUCGCUCGAUGAUUUCUAUUGCAAUCAGCUCCCCGCCCUCAUCCGCCAGCGAAACCCUAAUCCUUACAUCACCACAUCCGAGCUCUCCAAGCUCAUGCAGUGGAAGCUCACCCGUGGCAAAUGGAGGCCGCGUCUAUUGGACUUCGUUUCGUCCUUGGACGAAGCCCUUGUAAAGUCUGCUUCUCAGAAGGCUUUUCAAUCACUUCCUGACAUCUCUAAGGCUAUUUCUGAGCUCACUGUCCUCAAAGGGGUCGGUCCCGCCACUGCGUCCGCCCUUCUCGCUGCUUACGCACCUGAUGUUGCGCCCUUCAUGUCUGAUGAGGCUAUGGUCGCGGCUCUUGGCAACUCCAAAGAUUAUACAUUGAAGCAGUAUCUAGUAUUUGCUGAUAAACUACAGAACAAAGCCAGGGAAUUGAGUGUAGAGGGGGACUCCUACACUCCAUCAGAUGUAGAAAGGGCUUUGUGGAGUUCUGCUGUUGGGACCAAGUUGCUAGAUUCCCUACCAAAUUCAGAACCCAAAGUUAACACAAAGAGAAAGAGAAAACAAUGAAUCAAUGACAAACAAUUGACAGCAGUACUUGGAACUUUGCCCAGUAAGUUACAUAUAUCCUUUCUGAUUUGUUUAGGGCCUCAUUAUGCUUGGAUGAUAAUCCAUUAACUCAUGGCCGUGAGUUUGACCCCACCUUCUGGGUUGAAGAUUAUCGUUUUCAGCUUGGGUAAUAAUUUAAACCUUUUUCCCCUCUUUCUUUUGGGUCCUGUAAUGGUCUGAGUCUGAAAAAUAAAUUUCAUGCUUAAUUGUUGUGGUAGCAAAAUGGUAUGGUUUCUUUUCUGUGUAGUACCUCCUCUUAUAUUACUAAAUGGUAUGUUUCCUA